Messenger RNA from Amaranthus tricolor (Joseph's coat), 1411 nucleotides. Its product is annotated as transcription factor MYB8. Bases 186 to 1154 code for a protein of 322 amino acids. Lineage: Eukaryota; Viridiplantae; Streptophyta; Magnoliopsida; Caryophyllales; Amaranthaceae. The record is from RefSeq and is a predicted model, not a curated record. The transcript has 2 exons.
UUUUUAUUUUUUACAUUUUACAGUACACCAUCCAUUACCAGCAUGUUAUAAAAAAUGUAUUGUUAAGCAUUGGAUUAUUGUAUAAAACUAUCUAAUUAUAUUUAUAAAUACAUACAUAGUCAAGUCAUUUUCUCAUGAUUAGAAGAGUAGCCAAGUACAUGUGUAGGGGAAAAGAGUGAUAAAAAAUGGGUCAUCAAUGCUGCAGCAAACAGAAAGUAAAGAGAGGAUUAUGGUCUCCAGAAGAAGAUGAAAAACUAAUUACCCACAUCACCAUUCAUGGCCAUACUUCUUGGAGCUCUGUCCCCAAAUUAGCAGGUCUUCAAAGAUGUGGAAAGAGCUGCAGAUUGAGGUGGAUAAACUACUUGAGACCAGAUCUUAGGAGGGGCUCAUUUACAGAGGAAGAGGAGAGAACCAUCAUUGAAGUUCAUAGAAUACUUGGAAAUAGAUGGGCUCAAAUUGCCAAACAUCUCCCAGGUAGAACUGACAAUGAGGUCAAGAAUUUCUGGAACUCUUGCAUCAAGAAAAAGCUCCUUGCUCAAGGUUUAGACCCCAACACUCAUAAUCUCCUUCCUACCCAAAACAAAUCCAAAACUUAUAUCAACAAUAAUGCUUCUAAACCUUCCAAUCAUCAUCGAAUUUCGUUGAAUUCAACCUCAUUAAACUUCUCAGAUGAUCAUCAGUCUCAAUCAAAUUCAUUGCCUUCUGAAGACACUGAAAUGCAGAAUACCAUCAACUUUGAAUGCAAUCAUACCAAUUUGGGUGCACUAACUACAGAGCUCACUGAUGCCCAAUUCAUAGCACCAGAUAGUAUGAACAAAUCCGACCCAAUUACUGAUAUGGAUGUGGAUAAUUUAUGUGGAUAUAUCAUCGACGAAAAUCCGAUUUGGAGCACUACACCAAGCUCGGAAAACUUCGAACAACCAACACAAGAAUCCCAAGUGAUGCUACCUCUUGAAGAGACUGUUGGUGUUGAUAGUGAUCAGAAUUUUGAUGCUUCUUUAUUGAGCAUGUUUAGUUACAACUAUGGGUUUGGAGAAUACCCUUCUACUAAUUUACCUAAUAAUUAUCAGCUGUAUAGUGAUAUUGGGUCUACCAUGGAUCAGGUUGCAUGGUGUGAAACAAACAGCUUUCAGUCUGGCUAUUUUACAGCUUGAAACUUUGAUUUGGAUCACACAUUAAAAAGUAAUUAAAAAAAAGAGUUGGGAAAUCCUUGGUACAAGUAGUUAUUAAAGGUGGAGACUUCCUAGACAAGUGUGAAUAUGUGUUGGGAAGAUUUUUUUUUAUUUAACUGUUCUUUUGGCAGUUGUAUCAAAUUGUGGAAAUUUUAAUGAAUAUUUAGUGUAGUUUUUAUAAAAAACCCUCUAGACAAGUUUAAUGUUUAUAUUUGUUCUACUUCAAUCAUUUCAUUUUC